This is a messenger RNA of Pneumocystis jirovecii RU7, 894 nucleotides long. RefSeq lists its product as uncharacterized. The record is from RefSeq and is a predicted model, not a curated record. Lineage: Eukaryota; Fungi; Ascomycota; Pneumocystomycetes; Pneumocystales; Pneumocystaceae. The transcript has a single exon. Bases 1 to 894 code for a protein of 297 amino acids.
AUGGAGGCAAAAGUUCGCCAGCAGAAGCUAGAAGCAGCAAAGAAGCGUAUGAAUGAGGUUAAAAAGAAAAUACGUGCAGAUCAGCCACAUGAGUGGCCAGCACAGGUACAAGUAGAUACAACAAAUGAAUCAAAAAGCACAGUUCCAAGUAUUUUGACUGAAAAUAUACAAGAAGAUACACAAGAAAUAGAUUCAACGUGUAAAAAAUUCUUGAAUGAAGAAGAGUCAAUCAAUAUAGCAAAAAUACAGACUCAAGAAGAUAUAGCUUUAAAUGAAUAUAUUGAUGAAAAUAAGGGGAAAAUAAGUGAAAUUAGUCCAUCUUUAAGCAAUGAUAAAUCUUCUAUUGGAAUAUCUAAGGAACAAAACAAAAAUCUACAAAUAGAAAUAGAAUCUAGGCAGGAAUCAGAAGAAAAGGGAUCAAAUAUAUCAAAUGAACAAUGGGACGUAAGAAAAUCAAUAGAAAUAAUGGAAAACACAAUAAAAGAAUUAAAAUCACAAAUAUCUUUCCUACAGAGAAGCUAUCUUGAAAUAAAUGAAAAAUUAAAUACAAUAUUAUUAAAAGUGGAUACGGAUAACACGGUAUUACAGAGAGAAAAAACAGAGAUUAAAGAACAUGAAAGAAUAAGCCAAUUGGAAGCAGUUAUUAAAAGUUUAGAAGAAAAACUCAAAAAUGUACAAUAUAGUGCUCAAGAAGACUCGGUUCUACCAAAGAUGGAGCAUCCAGUGCAGUCUCAAGGUUAUGACUAUUUAAGUUUUGAGGAUAUUUCUCUUAAUACUGUUAAUACAUCACCAGAAAGUAAACAAGGAAGUCAAUUCUACUAUAAAACAUGUAAAAUAGAUUUAAGAAAAACAGGUGGAUGUAUAGGGUGUUCAGGGGAUAUACUUGAAAUAUAA